This is a messenger RNA of Penaeus monodon (black tiger shrimp), 531 nucleotides long. RefSeq names its product vegetative cell wall protein gp1-like. The coding region runs from base 1 to 531 and encodes 176 amino acids. NCBI's taxonomy places the organism in Eukaryota, Metazoa, Arthropoda, Malacostraca, Decapoda, Penaeidae. The record is from RefSeq and is a predicted model, not a curated record. The transcript has 2 exons.
AUGGAUCCUUCGUCGCCGCCGCCCUCAGCGCCUCCAGCCAUCCCCGUCCCCGGCUACCAGACGCCCGCCGCCCACGCGCCCAUUAUGGAUACUCGUCCCGCCCUCGCCCACACUCCGGCCGUCCACAUCACGCCCGUGCCCAACACGCCGAGGCACAGGACGCCCACAAUACGUUUUCCUACCACGCCCGCCCACAAUCUAGGCCUACCUCCCUACGCCACGCCCGCCCGCACCACGCCCAGGCAUGGCACGCCCGCCCACACGCUCCCAUACCCUGCAAGGCGCCCACAGAGCGCGCCCUCAAUCGCGGACAGGCCGGCCUCCAGUGUCUUCGGAAGCGAAGGAACCAACAACACAUCCAUGGGCGUGACAGGGAUGGGCGUGGCAGGCAGGUCCGGUGGGUCCAGUUCGAGCUCCCUGAUGGGCGUGGGCGCGGUAGAAGUGCAAGCUCGUCCUCCAACACGCCUGGUCUCUCCACCUCACACUCCACCUACUUCCACACCUCGUCCUCCACCCUCCUGGACUCCUUGA